UGUAGUUGCAGGAGGAUGGGGCAAGGCAGUAGUAUUCCAAAUCCAGAGCAGACCUUCGGAAUUGUGCAUUCCAAACUGAAGUCUCAUCUGACCAUUCUGAAAUGUCUUGCCAAUCUCUCAUAUCCGGACUUCCUUCGAUCUGUGCAAGAGCUCAACUCGUUAACAUCAUCUUUCUGUGAUAGAAGAGGAAAGCAGUUGCUGUUUUCUGUAGAAAAUGGAACACAUUCUACCAUAUUUUGGAGGACCUCUGUGAGAAUCAUUUGUGAGAAAGUGAAUACAAAUAUCAAUCGAGUGGAGUCUCGAAGACGACUGAAUCUGAAGCAGUACAUUGUGUUGUACAGGGAAAUCUCUGACCAGGUGGCAAACUUAAACGCCAUGGAGGAAGAGAAAGGACACCUCAGUAGUUUACCGAGCAACAUCUGUGCCAGUGUUAUAUUUGACGGGGUGGGGCAGCAGUAUGAUGAGAAUGAAUGCUGUAUCUGUAUGGAGCGUAGGUCUGAGAUCAUUCUCCCCUGUACACACCAGUUCUGUGAGGGCUGUAUAGAUACCUGGAAUGUGACCAACAAAACGUGUCCCAUUUGCCGAGAACGAGUGGAAAGCACGGACGAGACCUGGGUCAUUACAGAGAAGCCAGAUAACCUUGAAUAUGAGACAGAGGUCAAAGGUUACCUAGUGAGUCUGGGCGACAAUCCAGACCACAAAACAUGAGGAGGACAGGCUGGGCUGUUUUAACAGAAUUGAUUUAUGUAUAUCAAGGCUAAUGGAUUCUCAUGUAGAAUAAGACCAGCACAGAAAAAAAAUCCAAAUUAUCAGAACUGAUAUGUACUGGAAUGUCUGAUCUACAUUUUAAGUUUACAACAAAUGGGAAUUUAUUUAAUGUUAAAGAUGUUUCAUGCCCCACCUCCUCUGCUUGAUAUAUUAAGAUUGUUUUAUCAGAUCCAUGUCAUCUGUGUCUCACGUGAGAUAUACCUCAGUUAGAAAGUGCUGACUAUGCACUUUUAUUGAAUUCCCCCCAAAAACAUUUUCAGUGUUUAUCAUGCUUAUGUCUCAUGGGUAGAUUAAACAAACACAAGCUUUCAGUUAUUCUCAUGCAGAAAUAGUGCAGUUUUGAUUUACCAUAAUUAAAGGUAGGUUAUGAAUAAAAUCUGCAUAAGUAUGAAUGUGCUGAGAUUUAGAGAUACUGGGUAUAUUUUUCUAUUUGCUUCAUGGACUUUGUUAUAGAUUGUGUUUGAUAGAGAACUUUAAGUUCAUUAUUUAUGAAUGUAUGUCAUCAGACCCAAUCAGGUUUUGUCUUUUAGUCUGAAUAAGUCAUAAAUGUUCAGUGAAAUAUCAGAUUUUACAUUUUACAUGUAUUCAUUUCUAAAGCAUAAUAUCAAACUUAUGAUAGUCUCUUGAUGUCAAGAAGAGAUGAUUUGGAUGGAUUCUAUUUCUCUAGUUUUCUUUAUUUAAAAAUCAUUGUUAUUGUGACCUGCAUUAGUCUAGAUGAUAAAUAAUGAUGUGCAUCUAUUCAUUUAAACACAUAGUAAGUACAAAAUUUUGUCUACAGAUGCAUAACAAAUGAAGCUUCCAAUGAUGUAAAUAGUUAAGAAAAGAAAAUGAUAAAGUGGCAGAUUUAGAUUAUUUUGGAGGGGAGGGAAAUCAGAGAGAAGAUAAAAAAAAGUUUAUUUACAUAUACUUUCCUCCAGAAUUUACCAUCUAAUAUAGACUACUAGUUAAUCCAGAGAGUGUUGUGGUAUUUAAUACUAUAGUGUGAUUAAUUUAGCAGCUACAAAAAAUGUUUUAAUGUGCUAUGUUAUUGUGAAGUGUGCAAUAAGCUACAAAUAGAUAACAUUGAUAUUUACCGUACAGUGGGUGAGUUGUUUUCAUGUGACCAGAGCUUUGGUGCUUUUGUAAUUUACUGAUAAUGUUCAUGUAUGUUUAUUUAAUAUGUUACAUAUUAUUAUUAUUAUGCUGUAUAUUUAAUUUAGGUAUUGAGAGACAUGAUUGUUAGGAUUAGAUGUAUUUUAAUCUAAAAAAAAUUCUACACUAUGCAUCAUCAAUAACAGAGACACAGUACAUGUAUUUAUUUAUCGAUGCAUACUGGUAGUAACCAAAUUUUUAUUCUUUUAAUAAAUAAUGCAUAUUUAUUUGAAUUAAACUGUUGAAAGUAGAUUUAAUUUAAUUUACAUUUUCACAGCAGUUGGUUAUGUUGGUUCUAUGAGAGAGAGAGACAGACAGACAGAGAGAGAGAGAUGACAAACUGAUUCUACAAUUUCCAUGGUUGUUUUGAUUUUACUCGCAUACAUGUACAAUGUACCAGUACAUCUGACAGUGUCUGUCCUAUGCCGCAAUCUGGCACAGCAAACAGAAAAACUGUAUAUCUUUUUAUGAAAAAUGUUGAAUUUAAAAGAUGUUUAAAUUUACUUGGUUUGAAUGUUAGACAAAUUUUAGACUAGUCCCUGCUAGUAGAUGUGCUAGAUGUUCAUGAACUGUUUUUGCUUUCAAUCACAAUUUUUAUUUUAUGAAUUGUGGUGAAUAUUUCCAUGUGAUUUAGUCCAGAGAGUAACUUUUGAAGGAGCAUUUGUGAUCAAACUGUUGUUGUAUUAAUGAAUUAUGAAAUAAAUUAUUAUUCAUUAA
Messenger RNA from Magallana angulata, 2616 nucleotides. Its product is annotated as RING finger protein 141-like. The record is from RefSeq and is a predicted model, not a curated record. NCBI's taxonomy places the organism in Eukaryota, Metazoa, Mollusca, Bivalvia, Ostreida, Ostreidae. The transcript has 5 exons. Gene Ontology annotation, biological process: protein autoubiquitination. Gene Ontology annotation, molecular function: ubiquitin-protein transferase activity. Bases 16 to 708 code for a protein of 230 amino acids.